AUGACGUUUAUGGAAAUCACCAUAGUUUCAACUGUAGGAUCAGUGUUUUUCAUCUUUGUAGCAGCACUGGCUAUUAUAUUUUUCAAGAAACACAGGGCAGGGCGUAAACCAAAUACUCCGGAUGGAGCAGAUGAAGAAGAAAUAGCACCAUAUGCAACGGUUCGUCUCAGCAGGAUUUUCCCGCUAAAUGUCGAAAAUAACAGCCCAGGCAAUAAUGAAAUCCCGCUGGAAACCUUGCCCUUCCAGCUGAGGACACCCCAAGAAGAAAGAGCAACUGAUAGAACAGAGUUGCGAAACUCGGCGUACGAAAACACCGACCACCUUGGAAGGCCAUCUGUGAGUCCUGUCGAGUAUCUGUUCUAUCAGCCUCGUUAUGAGAAUGAAACAGUUGAUAGUGCAACUCGUAACGUGGUUAUAAGGUCUGGGUACGACAAGCUGACGCCCGCCAAGAGGAAAAAAAGGCGGGAAAAUGUUGGCUGGCAUCUUGCUCAGCGCUUGCCAUACGGAAUGUUAGACACACACAGUCCGUCAGGAUAUGACUUACUCACCUGGGAAACAGACCUAGGGUGUAAAAACCGCAGAGGAGAUAUCACCGACAGCGAGGGUGAAGACGACAUGAAUAUUCACACAAUACUGGAAGUACGCUCUAGCGACGAACGCAGCUUAGCAUGUUCAAUGGAUAAAAAGAAAAAUCAAGAGAACUCGUUGGGAGAAAUCCAAUCUGAAUGUACUGAAAAUGUCUGGGAGAAAGAGACUCUGAUAUAGAUUAUCGUCUUCUGCUGGAAGACAUCUGAAGUACAAGGAAAAUUGUAGCCAUUACCUUUUCAGCAUUUUUAGCAUUCAGCUAUUCAUCAGCACUGACUCGUCCAAGGUCAUUGCCAUGGUCUCUUUAUAAAUUACAAACAAGUUAGAGACUGGACACCACCUAAAUGCGCCAUAAUAACCGGUAAUCACUUGGUCAGUCAAAAAAAUCUUUACGAGAUGUGACAGAAAACUUGACGCCUGCGAAUGCAAAAGAAUUCUGGUAUUUACAACAGGAAAUAAGAAGAAGCCUAAUACACAAUAUUUCAGUUGGUGGGGACGGAGAAACAAAAUUUCCGGUCUCCAAGACAAGUCUGAGUAGUCCACCGUUUUCACCUCGACGCUGCGGUUUUAUCCUUGUUUAGAUAAAAAUCGUAAACUUUAGAAGUGUUUUAAAGAAGAUUUACCAAGAAACGGCACUUGAACUCUCAAUUGAUAUUAUCAGAUUAUAAAGUUGAGGUGUGCUUAAGAGUCGAGACAGCUGGGUCGCAAGAGGGAAGGGGGUGUGAGAUAAAUGAGAGUUGAACAGUGUUUGCGAUCAGCUGAUCUACAAAAUUAAAGUAACCAUAAUACUAAGCUUAGUGUUAACUCACUAAUCAAUCAAUCAAUCAACCUUUAUUUUAAAACGAUAGUUUUCAAAGCUACAAAGCCUGUUGGGUUGUUUAACAAACAAUCUAAUAAGCAACAAAAAUUACGAUUUAUCUCAAACCUAAGAUAUGUACAAUAGUUAAAUUUAACUAAACUUCAUGCGGAUUCGAAUCAACAAAUUUUUAG
This is a messenger RNA of Orbicella faveolata, 1575 nucleotides long. RefSeq lists its product as uncharacterized. Lineage: Eukaryota; Metazoa; Cnidaria; Anthozoa; Scleractinia; Merulinidae. The record is from RefSeq and is a predicted model, not a curated record.